GAUGUGGAAAUCGCUCGGGCAGCUGUAGCAUUGGUGGCUAGCAGCAAGAGGAGCAAGCAAUAAUGGGUAUUAAUUUUCAAUGAGGCGAAGUCUUUUUAACAACACUUUUUCAGUAGAAGUGUAGCUCCAGUGUACGGGUAGACCAUGGCUGACGACCCUCAAAGAAAUUUUCGAUCAGCCUAUUAUGAGAAAGUUGGCUUUAGAGGAGUUGAGGAGAAGAAGUCUUUGGAAAUAUUGCUCAAAGACAAUCCCCUAGAUUUGGAAAAGCUGAGCACAUUUAGCCAAAGAUUUCCUAUCCCGUCUAUGUACAGAAUACAUGUAUGGAAAGUAUUGCUGGGUAUUCUACCACCCCAUAGUGACUCUCACGCAUUGGUUGGUGGUUAUAGGAAGGAGCAGUACCAGGACAUUUUGGAGGCUCUGGAGGUGAUGCGAUACAUAAAUGUUUCCACCCCAUCCACUCAUGUUUACCUGCGAAUGUUUCAGUUAGAGAAUCAGGUGCUCCCCAGAUGCUCAGAAAUCUCCCCACUGGAUGAGGGGAAUGAAGAUUUUUUGUCCAUAAGCCGGGCCAUGGAUGAGAUUGUUGAUGAUCCUGUUGACUGUUACUGGCUCAUUAAAUGUUUUGUCAAUCAAUUCCACAUAAAGUUCGGAGACUCUCUACCCCACCUGCCAAAAAGCCUUGAACACUACCUGAGUCAAGAAGAGCCUCGGCUGCUAAACCAUUUCAAGCAGACUGGAGCUUUAGCGCAGCUUCCAUAUAAUCUCUGGUUUAGAUGCUGUUUUGCUGGUUGUCUUCCUGAGUCUAGUCUCCAAAGGGUUUGGGACAAGGUGAUAAGUGGGUCCUGUAAAAUUCUUGUGUUUGUAGCUUUGGAGAUACUUUUGAGCUAUAAAAUUGUAUUAAUGGGCCUGAACCGACCUGAAGGAGUGGUGAAGUUUUUGUGCAAUAUCCCACAGGAGAACACAGAUGCCAUUGUGGCAAAAGCCAUUGACCUGUGGCACAAGUACUGUGGUACGCCAAUGCACAGCACUUAAACAAAAUGGCCCCAAGUAUGUGUCCACACCUGUCCUUCAGUCUGACUUCAGUGCCAGAGGAGAAGCCGUUCACAGUUCAAGGGCAACAACUGAGGCAUGUGUGGAAGGACAGGAACCCUGCUGAAGCCUCACACAGUUUAUGGCCGAUGAAACCUAGAGAAGAAUUUGAAUUG
This is a messenger RNA of Boleophthalmus pectinirostris (great blue-spotted mudskipper), 1202 nucleotides long. It is a transcript of the gene tbc1d7, whose product is annotated as TBC1 domain family, member 7. NCBI's taxonomy places the organism in Eukaryota, Metazoa, Chordata, Actinopteri, Gobiiformes, Gobiidae. The record is from RefSeq and is a predicted model, not a curated record. Gene Ontology annotation, molecular function: GTPase activator activity. Gene Ontology annotation, biological process: activation of GTPase activity; negative regulation of TOR signaling. The transcript has 9 exons. The coding region runs from base 145 to 1029 and encodes 294 amino acids.